CUGAGUGCGUGUUUCACCUAUAUAUUACUCAUAUUUUAUAAAUCCUAAGUUAUAUGAAUGUCAUUUCAUUACAUUUCGUCUCAUUUUUUUUUUAUCACUAAGGAAGACUUAGGACACAAACAGCUGAUGUUCACCUGAAAGCAAUGGAAACCACUUCAGAAUAGUAAACAGCAGGUAACUGUAAAAAUUGCGGAUUAUUUAUUAUUGUCAUUCAUCCGUUAUAAAUUUUCACUAUCCAUUUAGGCAAUAGAGAUAAUAUUAAAAAAAUUAUUAUAAAUAUUAUAAAAUAUUAAAAAGAUUUAUAAAAUGAAAAUUUUUUACAUUUUUAUUAUUAUUUUUAAUUAUUAUUUGUUGUUGUUAAUCCAAUUUAUUGUAAUAAUUUUUUAAACUAACACCAUGUCAUAAAACCGAAAUGUCCAAAAUCAUGACUUGAAAAUUAAAUUAAUUUUAAUUCAUUACUUCCUAUAAGCUUUAUUUUCGGGUUAUAAAUCAACUAAUUAAUUUUUUUUUUUUUACAUUUCAAAAACUUUAUUCAUUUCAUUUAGAACGAAGGCUAGAUAUUGUCGAAUGAAUUAUAAUAAACUAUAAUUCUAUGGGGCUUUCAUUUUAAGAGAAUUAUACAGGGGCGUCAUUUCAGUGUGGUUUUUCUAUGGGGGCGGGGGCAAAAACCAAAACUUGGUCGGCUUGUUAAGUUGUUGAUUACUGGAGGCGCCACAGUAAAUAGCAAUUUAAAUAAAACCUGCAAACUCGUGGGGCGGAGGCUCAAAUGCCCUAAACAGCCCUACCCAAAAUGACGUCACUGCAAAUAUAUUAUGUUUUUUAAAAAUAUUGUAUACAAUAAAGUCUCUCAUUUUGAAUUGUUGUUUUGACGUUUUUUUUUUUACAACUUGUAUUUUGUCCAUCGCUGAAUUAAUUUUUUUCCCAAUUAUUUGAGGUAUAGGCCAUUUAAUAAAUUAUUAUUUUAUAUAUAUAUAUAUAUAUAGAGAGAGAGAGAGAUAGAGAGAGAGAGAGAGAGAUAGAGAGAGAGGGAGAGAGAGAGAGAGAUUAAAGAACCGGACAUUUUGGGUUUCAAAUGUAAUAUUUUGUUUUGUUAGUAUACAUUCAUGCAGGUUUUUUGAUGUUUGACACCCCCCCUCCCCCCUCCCCCACCCCAAAAAAAAUUAAAAAAAUCCCUUCCCAUCUUAUUUCAGGUUAUUGACCCUGUCAAACGGCUCAAUUGAAAUCGACUGCGAGAACUGACCGAUAUUUUAUACCAUGAUGCGUGUUACCUUUUCAUUACCAUUAUAUUUACAAGAAUGCCCUUUAAUUCAUGAAUUAUUUUUUUUUUUAAAGGCAAAGAAUUAAUUUAGGAUGUUUAAACUAGCUACAAUAAGUUAUUAGGUUUAUUUAUUGUGAACGUCAUUUCUUUACCUUUACCACUUAGUUUGUCAAGAGAAACACAUUAACUAUCGACAAGGAAUGCAUUCGAUCCACCGAGAUACCAGUUUUCAAUUAUUUAUUUCAUUUUUUAAAAAAUGGUCCCUUUACAUUACCAUCUGUUUUAGAAGUUUUUUUUUAAUUAUAAAAACGUUUUUUUUUAAAAUUGAAGCUAAUAAAAGCUAGAGGAGGUUAUUUGUAAUGCUUAGAUAGGAGUUCAUGACCUUUUAUGGCAGCGCCGCACCCACUUGUGAUUUAGGGACAUUCCCCACACCCACUUGUGAUUUAGGGACAUUUCCAACACCCACUUGUGAUUAAGGGACAUUCCCCACACCCACUUAUGAUUUCAAGACAUUUCCCACACCCACUUGUGAUUUAGGGACAUUUCCCACACCCACUUAUGAUUUCAAGAUAUUUCCCACACCCACUUGUGAUUUAGGGACAUUUCCCACACCCACUUAUGAUUUCAAGAUAUUUCCCACACCCACUUGUGAUUUAGGGACAUUUCCCACACCCACUUGUGAUUUAGGGACAUUUCCCACACCCACUUGUGAUUUAUGGACAUUUCCCACACCCAUUUAUGAUUUCAAGACAUUUCCCACACCCACUUAUGAUUUCAAGACAUAUCCUGCACCCACUAUUGACUUGAAUUAACUCUGACUCGAUUAAACAACAAAACAAUGAAAAGAUGCUAAUAAUACUGAAAAUAAUCGUGGAACCUGAUUUCCUGGGUCUCCCCGAACUCAUUGGCUCUGCCUCACGCAACCCUAGGAAAGAGGCACCUCUGCUUAAGAAGCUCCAGCCUAAAGCUUAAAAUAUAUCACAGGCAAUAAGGGGAGAGACUGCACCCACUGCAUUAUAUCACAGGCACUUGAGGUUUUUCCCCAAAAUGUCUUCGGGAAGAAUUUGUGAAUGUAAAAUAGGAAUGGCGGAGAACUACACAUGUUUGAGACACACGAAAGGGGAGGUCAUGACAAUGACAAUAAAUAGACUGUCAAAAUUAAAAAUACCAUUGCAACAUCAGGUUACUUGAUUUAUAAGCUCAUACAUUCAUUGAGGUCGUCACCAGCUGGCGGUCCACGCAUGGAAGAGAAAAGCCAUGGAUUGAUCCGAAUGGAAGGAUGUGGUGGUGCAGGUACGUGAGGGCUGUACCGCCACAGAUGAGGAUGAUACAGUUCUUAUAGGCAGUGAUACCUUCUCCUCUAAAUUUUUGCUCUAGUUUAAGUUUGAAAAUUCUCUGUCUUGAUGUGCUGUUUUACUUGAGUCGUUUCAUUUACCUUUUUUUAACCAGGGUCUCCCAAAUUAUUCUAUAUUCUGCACCCCUACGAGAUGUUUCACUGUAUCUUACACAUUCCACAAAGUAACAAUGAAUUUUAACAUUUAAAAAGUGGAUUUAUAUAUUUAAAAAAAAAAAAAUUACAUUAACGGUGACACUUAGAAAAUAAAAUUCGUAUGUAUUUACUAUAUUACAUUAAAUGUUUAUUAAGAAGAACAAAAUAUAAACAUUAAGAUUAUAAGCAAAAAAAAAAGUCAAUGGUUCCUUUGCUCCUAUAAACCACCUCUCGUUACAUCCCUUAAAAUGCCACCCGACGCCGCCUGAGGAGACUAGCACACCAAGUUGGGAAGCCCUGGUAUCAAACUAGAUUUAUUUUCAUCAUGUCAAUGUUUUACGAACUUUUUUAACGUGUACUAUCUAUACAAUUAGCGUUGUAGUUUGUAGUUAAGUUAUGUGUGAAAUUGUUUUUACAUUGCGUGUAUAAUUAUGUGUGAAAUUAUUUUUACAUGGUAUAGUUAUGUGUAAAAUUAUGUUUAAAUUGUUUGUAUAGUUUUGUGUGAAAUAACUGCACAUUGUUUGUAUAAUUAUGUGUGAAAUUAUUUUUUCAUUGCAUUAUAAUUAUGGAUGUAACAUUUUUUUUACAUUUUUUUUUGGUAUAAUUAUGUGUGUAAUUAUUUUUACAUUGUUUGUAUAGUUAUAUGUGAAAUUAUUGAACUUUGUACAGUUAUGUGUGAAAUUAUUUUUACCUUGCUUAUAAUAAGUAUGUGUGUUACUAAUUUUACAAUAUUUGUAUAAUUAUCUGUGUAGCUAUUUCUUACACUGUUUGUAUAUUAACGUGUAGAAUUAUUGAACAUUUUUUGUAUAGCUGUGUGUGAAAUUAUUUUUAAAUUGUUUGUAUAAUUAUAUGUGUAUCUACUUUUACAUUGUUUGUAUAAUUAUGUGUGAAAUUAUUGAACAUGGCUUGCAUAGUUAUGUGUGAAAUGAUUGAAAAUUGAAUGCGCAGGCAUCAAAAGAAAGCAAAGAAACACGGCCAUACUCAAAGAUUAACUAAUUAUACAAGGAUUGGAGUGCGAUUAAUCAAUACUCAAAGAGCACGAAUUGGAACUGCACUGAGCAAAAGCGGGCAGGGUGUCUUAGCAUAGCCUUUGACAUGAGAACACAUUGUGAAGUGACCUAACUAGAGUCUUGAGUGAUUGGAAAGAAGACUUGGGCCGACAUUGAAAGAGCUGCUACAGACCUGGAAAUUUGGAGAGAUGUCAUUCAAGAAUGCAGGAUUACAAUGAUAUAUUUUUCAAAUUUUUAAAUUGCUUUUUUUUUUUUUUUUUUUUUUUUUUUUUUUGUGGUUUUUUUUUUUUUUUUUUUUUUUUUUUUUUUUUUUUGAGUGGAUAUUAUUUUUGUUCAGUUAAGUUUCGGCUGGGGUUGGGGUAAAUUUGACAACUUUGAUUCAAAAUGAGCACAGAUAACGAUAACUCAACUGUUAAUGUAAUCCCUGCACUACUGCAGUGAAUAUAAUAAUCACACAAUAUCUUUUGGCAUCCCGCCGAUGAUUGACGAGACCCCGGUCUCCCCCUUUCCCCCCUCCCGGAAUGCUUAGCUUUGUGUUGAUUUGUUCAGCUUUUAAUUGCCUGGGUUUGAAUCCCCCCCCCCAUCCCUACACCUCCCUCAGGCCUAGCGUCGACACACUCGACGAGACGCUCAAAACAGACACCAAUUAUUGUCACGCAUGUUUUAGCAUUGGCUUACAUCCUCAUCAACGCUGCCAUUUCAAUUAGAACUAUUUCGGGGUUUGUAUUAUUAACUUUCUAACUCUUAAUUUCAUUUUUUUUUCUUUUCAGAAAUCACUGGAUACAGGGAUUAAAUUUUAAGAGUCUGCACUAUACCAAAAAAAGGGGCCUGCUGUAGGAAAUGCUUUAAAAGACGCAACCGCACUUGAUAUAGGCAGUGAGGAAUAUAGAACAUAUGACAUCAUCACAACCUCUGGAAUUCUUACAUACAAACAAACCCCUGCGAAAUGGCGUCGAACUUUGAAGCGAGUCCAUCAAAUGAACCGGGAAAGGAUUUAAUAGUUUUCGACAGAACCAAAAAACAAGCGCUGUUUUCGAAACACAAAAAUGCCAUCGUGUCGACGCUCGAAGUCAGCGACUUCUCCGACAAUCAAAUAUUUUACUGCGUCGACAAACUGGAAAGAGAAGGAAAGGUGAUCAGCGGCGCGUCCUUAACGAGAGAGUGUUUGGACCUUGAGGUGACGUUCGCUAAUUAUUUGGAAAGAAACGACGACGCGAAAGAAGACGUUACGAUCAGCGAGCUCAUCGCAGUGGAGUCGAGACGCAGUGAACCCGUCGCGUCCCACCCCGCUGCUGGUGGGCACUCAGCGGUUACCCAAACCCCGGCGGCAAGUGGCGGUAGCGACUCCCCGAACCACCGGAAGAAAGCCAAACGGCGAAAUCGGUCUUCCAACAGAAGUCCCGCGAACGUCUCCGCGAACAGUGAACAUUUAAGCCUGCCAGAAAUAAUUUCGAGUAGUCACGUGACGUCUCCGGGGCCCACCCGGACACAUCGGAGCCCCGGCGCCGACCUUGACGUCGUUGACUUUGCAGGUUUGGGAAGUUUUUCGGCCUACGAAGAUCAAGUCGACAAUUUACAAGCGGUCUCGUUUUCUUCGACGUUGGAGCCUAGUCCUGUAAACACGAAACUGGACCAACGAUUGUUCGAAAACGGUGCCAGCGGCUAUGGUUUUUCGGACGCUGAACCCUUGAAGCCGAAGAGCGACGCGAGGCCGAACGAGGGGCAGGACGGCGAAAGAACGCGGGCGGCGCUCGUCAAGGAAUGUUUACACGCGGUGACGAAAGAAAACAACCUCCUGGAGACGACCCGGAUGUGCACCAUGUGCAGGGUCAACCCGAGGGGGAUCACGUUCCUGCCGUGCGGUCAUUUCCUCACGUGCAGAGAAUGCGCCGGACCUGUGUACGUGUGUUCGGUGUGUAAAAAGAACAUCUUGGCCACAGUGGAGACCUACCUUUGUUAAUCUAUAUUGUGUAAUGGAAGAAAAAAAAUGUCUCACUUUCACGAACAUAUGUAUCUGUUAAUUAUGCCUGGUUUAUAUGUAAAAGGUUAUGGCCAAAAUCUCUUGCUUAACUACUUAAAAAAAAUAACAAUUUUUUUUUAUCGACUUACAUCAACUUCUUGUCAUUUAAAAUUAGCGGUUCAGUUUUCAGAACCGAAUAAGAUUGUAUUUCUCUAUUAUGUGAAAUGGCCUAGAUGUCAGUUAAAGGUUAUAGGGGAUAUAUAUAUAUAUAUAUAUAUAUAUAUAUAUUUAGACAUGAAAUUAAAAUACAAGACACACUCUAAGAUUCCUCC
Lymnaea stagnalis (great pond snail) is the source of this 6049-nucleotide messenger RNA. NCBI's taxonomy places the organism in Eukaryota, Metazoa, Mollusca, Gastropoda, Lymnaeidae. The record is from the annotation of a GenBank genome assembly.